AUGUCAGACACCGACCCCAAAACCCCCAACAAAACCGGCGCAAGCGGUGCCGCCUGGUCUGAAGGCGAGAAGAUCGCAUACCUCAUCAUCCUCUGUGAGAACGAAGGCAAGAUCGAUGCAAAGAUCGGCAACGCGCCCAUCCCUGCCGGCCGCUCUAUCAUCUCCUGCAAGAAACUCCUCGUGCGACUCAAGGAGAAGCACAAAGACGACAUUGUCAAGAUCAAGAACGGUCAAGCUUUUGCCCCUGCCGCUGCUACUACUACCGACGGCACUCCCGAGAAACCCAAGGCCAAGCCCAAAGCUACGCCUAAGAAGCGGAAGAGCAAACUUGACCUUGAUGCUGGUGCUGGUAACGGCGGUGAAGAUGGGAAGUGUGAGGAGGAUGUGACUGAGGGUUCUCCAAAGAAGAAAGCUACGCCCCGGGGUCGCAAGAAGAAGGUUGAGGUCAAGGAGGAGGUUAAGGAAGAGGAGGGUCUUGUAGAUGAGGAGAUGCUGGAGGAGGAACUUUGA
Molecule: messenger RNA, 510 nt
Organism: Alternaria ethzedia
Lineage: Eukaryota; Fungi; Ascomycota; Dothideomycetes; Pleosporales; Pleosporaceae
Exons: 3
Coding region: 1-510 (169 amino acids)
Source: RefSeq, a predicted model, not a curated record